CAUCUCUCUCUCUCUCUCUCUCUCUCUCUCUCAUACUGAAACUUACAAUAAAGAGAUAAAAUGGUGACGCCUACAGAGCAAGAACACCCCAAGAAGGCUUUUGGAUGGGCUGCCAGAGACUCAUCUGGCGUUCUCUCUCCCUUUAAAUUCUCAAGAAGAGAAACUGGAGAGAAAGAUGUGACGUUCAAAGUGUUGUAUUGUGGGGUAUGCCAUUCGGACCUUCACAUGGUGAAGAAUGAAUGGGGUUUUUCUACAUAUCCUCUGGUUCCCGGACAUGAGAUAGUUGGUGUAGUGACAGAGGUAGGGAGCAAAGUUCAAAAAUUCAGUGUUGGAGACAAAGUAGGUGUUGGAUGCAUGGUAGGAUCGUGCACAUCUUGUGAUAGUUGUUCCAACAAUCUUGAGAAUUACUGUCCCAAAAUGAUACUCACCUAUGGUGCCAAGUACAUUGACGGAACCACCACAUAUGGAGGUUACUCCGACACCAUGGUGGCCGAUGAGCACUUCGUAGUUCGUAUUCCGGACAACCUACCCCUUGAUGGAGCUGCUCCUCUCCUAUGUGCUGGGAUUACAACUUACAGUCCCCUGAGAUAUUUCGGACUUGACAAGCCUGGUAUGCAUGUCGGGGUGGUUGGCCUAGGCGGUUUAGGUCACGUGGCCGUGAAGUUUGCCAAGGCUAUGGGGGUUAAGGUUACGGUGAUCAGUACCUCACCUACUAAGAAGGAGGAAGCAAUUGAACAUCUUCAUGCCGAUUCGUUUUUGGUCAGUCGUGACCAAGAUCAAAUGCAGGCUGCUACUGGCACAAUGGAUGGAAUCAUUGACACGGUUUCUGCCUUCCACUCUCUU
Prunus avium (sweet cherry) is the source of this 843-nucleotide messenger RNA. NCBI's taxonomy places the organism in Eukaryota, Viridiplantae, Streptophyta, Magnoliopsida, Rosales, Rosaceae. The record is from RefSeq and is a predicted model, not a curated record.